This is a messenger RNA of Spea bombifrons (plains spadefoot toad), 1301 nucleotides long. It is a transcript of the gene RNF121, whose product is annotated as ring finger protein 121. NCBI's taxonomy places the organism in Eukaryota, Metazoa, Chordata, Amphibia, Anura, Pelobatidae. Gene Ontology annotation, molecular function: metal ion binding; ubiquitin protein ligase activity. Gene Ontology annotation, cellular component: endoplasmic reticulum membrane; Golgi membrane. The transcript has 9 exons. The record is from RefSeq and is a predicted model, not a curated record. Bases 23 to 1003 code for a protein of 326 amino acids.
GAACCCGCUGUCGUGGCGCAAGAUGGCGGCGGUGUUGGAGGUGGAAGUUGGAGGAGCCGGGGCGAGGGAGGUAGAGGAGCAGGUGGAUCUCUCGGACCUGGCCCCAGAGGAAAGAUGGCGGGUAGAACAUGCGCGGAUGCACGCCAAGCACAGAGGCCACGAAGCGAUGCACGCCGAGAUGGUUCUCAUCCUCAUCGCCACGCUGGUGGUCGCUCAGCUGCUGCUUGUUCAGUGGAAGCAAAGACACUCGCGCUCCUACAAUAUGGUGACCCUGUUCCAGAUGUGGAUCGUACCCGUCUACUUCACAGUGAAGCUCCACUGGUGGAGGUUCCUCGGCAUCUGGGUUCUCUUCUCCAUCAUCACCGCCUUCAUCACGUACAGAGCGACCCGUAAGCCCUUGGAACAGACUACCCCCAGGCUGGUUUAUAAAUGGUUCCUGCUGCUGUACAAGCUGAGCUACGCCACCGGGAUCGUGGGGUAUAUAGCAGUGAUGUUCACGCUGUUUAGUCUCAAUUUUGUAUUUAGAAUAAAGCCAGAAGACGCCAUGGACUUCGGGAUAUCCCUGCUCUUCUAUGGCCUUUACUACGGGGUGCUCGGAAGGGAUUUUGCCGAGAUGUGCGCGGAUUACAUGGCUUCAACCAUUGGGUUCUACAGUGCAUCAGGAAUGCCCACCAAACACCUUUCGGACAGCAUGUGCGCCGUUUGCGGCCAGCAGAUCUUCGUCGAUGUCAAUGAAGAGGGUAUCAUCGAGAACACGUUUAGACUGUCCUGCAACCAUGUUUUCCACGAGUUCUGCAUCCGCGGCUGGUGCAUCGUGGGGAAGAAGCAGACGUGUCCGUACUGCAAAGAGAAGGUGGAUCUGAAGAGGAUGUUCAGUAACCCAUGGGAGAGACCCCACGUUAUGUACGGGCAGCUCUUGGACUGGUUACGGUACCUCGUUGCCUGGCAGCCGGUCAUCAUCGGACUGGUACAAGGUAUCAACUAUUGCCUCGGACUGGAAUAAUAAAAAAAAAACAAAAAACGCUUCCCGACCCCGAAGAAAUCCAGGAGUUCCUACAUCAGCAACCAGAGGACACGGCAGCUCGGCCCAGCGGCCAUUUUCUGGUGUUUUUUUUUUUUUUGUAUUUUAUAUGCCACUCGCUUCUGGAUUUUUAGCCGCCUGGAACGCGGCGCCGUGGCUGCUGCGUAGGUUCUUCCGCAGUGUUAGCGUUCUGCCCGCGCCGGAGGGGCUUGUUGUAUUACUUAUUUAUUACAACAUUGUGUCUAUAAAUAUUUUUACUUGGCACUACAGGAUCCUAUAA